Molecule: messenger RNA, 4137 nt
Organism: Neocloeon triangulifer
Lineage: Eukaryota; Metazoa; Arthropoda; Insecta; Ephemeroptera; Baetidae
Exons: 2
Coding region: 195-3635 (1146 amino acids)
Molecular function (GO): zinc ion binding; nucleic acid binding
Source: RefSeq, a predicted model, not a curated record
AAGUUUUAUUCAAGUGAAAAGGUGCCCUUAUUUAGGUUACGCAAGCCAAAAGAACCUAAAAAGCAAGCAUAAUGAGAAGAAUAAGUUGUGUAGAUUAUGUUUAGGUAAUGAGUUAAGAGUUAUUUCAAGUGGCGACGAGGAUAUUCGAACAAAGCUGAACAGUGUGCUUAUCACCAUGUGCUCUGAUUUAGAUUAUGGCCGACAGCCCAGAAGAAACAUCGUUUAUUGAUCUGUCCGAAACGUGUCCAUCACCGCUCUUUUUGGACGUAGCAGAAGAUAGUUCGCCAGGAAACAGCUUGGAGAACAUUGUAGAAGAAGAAGUCGAGGGUGAAGAGCUCAAUGAAACAGUAAGUCAACAUUCAAAAAUGACGCCUCAAAGACCAAGGAUUGAACCUUAUGAUCCAAAGGGUGGACUAACCUUUGACGAAUACACCGACCGAUGGGACUUGUAUUUUGAAGACCAAGGGAUUGAAGACGUAACAAAGCAGAGAAACGCAUUUCUGACGAAUAUGGACAGCAAAACUUAUACCCUGAUUAUAAAUUUGCUGAAACCUAAAAAGCAAGCAGAACCAACUAAGUCUGUCCAGAGGGAUAGAUUCCAUGCCAGAGUACAGCAACCUGGGGAGCCAGCCAUAGAGUUUAUUACGGAGUUGUCAAGAUUGGCUGACAAAGCUCAAUUCAAGGAGAGAGACGAAGCUAUGGUGGCCAGGAUGAUAUCUGGUUUACGUGAUUUGAAGUUAAAGGAGAGCCUUCUCCUUGAACCAGAUGACAAGUUGACAGUCGAGUACGUGUCAACGAGGAUUUACGCACAUGAGCGAGCAGAGGCUGCGGCAAAGGAGUUGUCUGGUGGACAAAAGGGAUCGCUGCACCAAGUUGUGCAGAAAAAAGCACCUGACAAGGACCGCCAGCCAAAUUGGAAAAGAACAAAAGGUGGGCUGUUGGGCCAUUAUGAAGAAAUGCAGAAGAACAACCAGUGUUUCUGCUGUGGAAAAACAAGUCAUAUGAGGGAUGACUGCAAAUUGAAGAAAAAGUUGUGCCAAUUUUGUGGGCGAAUUGGGCACCAAGAAGAUGUCUGCUACACCAAGAAACUAAAGCAGAAAAGCAAAACGACUCAUCACUUGGAUAAUGAAGAAAACUCAAGUGAAGAAAGUUCUAGUGAAGAAGACGAGGGAGCCAAAGGAGGUGCUCGAAGACAAGAAGAAGCAGUCACAAACUACCUUUUGAAAAUGGAGACUAAAUGCGAGAAAUUGUCCAGUAAGAGAAUUUUUCUAGACAUCCAAUUGAAUGGGCAAACUUUGCCAAUGGAACUUGACACUGGAGCCUCAUAUUCACUGAUUGGAGGGCAAACGUUCAGUGAGUAUUUUCCAAAAGGAGCUCAGUUGCAGCCAUCGAAUGUAAAAAUGAAGCCUUGGGGUGAUGGCCCUGAAAUUAGAGCAGCUGGUGCAUUAUUUGUGCCCAUUUGGCUACAAGGAAGAGAAGAGCCAGUUCAGCUUGAACUGCUAGUGAUGGAGCAACCUGGGCCAGCUUUAAUUGGACGGAACUGGUUUGAAGAACUGGGUGUAGAAAUGAAAAUUCCAAGAGUGAUUGCAAGAGAAAAUGUGAAGGCGGAGAAAGUGAAAAAGAAGAAAAAGAAAAAGAGGAAGAAAAAGCAUAGUGCAAGUGUCUUCAAGAUGGAAAACAUUCCUGAAGAAUUUCAAGAUUUGAGUGAAGUAUUUUCGCCUGGGCUUGGAAGGUUCAAGGGCCCCCCAGUGCGAAUUGAAUUGAAGGAUGGAGCAAAACCAAUACAACGAAACGCUCGCCAAGUGCCAUUUGCACUUGUUGAGAAAACAGAAAAGGCUCUGAUUGAGCUGGAAGAAGCAGGAGUAAUCGAGCAAACUUUGUCAUCUGAUUGGGCCACGCCGAUAGUAGUGGUAGAGAAAGGUGACAAGGUGCGAAUUUGUGCCGACUACUCGUCAACCGUAAAUCCGCAGAUCAAGCGCUCAGAUUACCCGUUACCAACAUUAGACCAACUGCUGAGUAAAGUGAAGAAAGGAUUCCAUUUCACCAAAAUUGAUUUAGCCGAGGCAUACCUCCAGUUUGAGGUGGACGAGGAGUCGUCCGAAAUUCUGACCAUAACUACCCAGAGAGGACGAUUCAAAUUUCGAAGAAUGCCACCAGAACUGGAGUACCUGGGCUAUUUGUUUACUCAAGAAGGAGUGAAACCUACUAAUGAGAAGAUCAAGGCCAUUCAAGACAUGCCUGCCCCGAAGAACCUCGAUGAGUUACGAGCCUAUCUCGGGUUGCUGAAGAAAGGGGCGCGUUUCUAUUGGUCCACAGAAUGCCAAACUGCCAUGGAGGAGGCAAAAAGAAUUGUGAGCAAGCAGGCAGCCCUAGCAUACUUUGACCCAAGCAAGGAUGUGAUACUAGCAUGUGACGGGAGUAACAAAGGAAUCGGUGCAGUGCUCAGCCAAGUUGAACAGGGAAAAGAGAUUGAUGUGGAGGCUCUAUCCAUUGUCUGGGCUGUCAAGAAACUGAAAAAGUUUUUGUGGGGACGUCAGUUCACGAUAAUCACUGACCAUAGGCCUCUUCUUGGUAUUUUCAGCCCUGGAAAACCAUUAUCUGACCACUUACCAGCAAAACUCAAGAGGCUGCCUUUGGAAGUUGUUGAGGAGGAUCAAGAUGAACUUUUCUGUGAAGAAGCCAAAAUUUGUUUCAUGGACUUGCUGAACCCAACGUUGACAGUGGACAGAUUUAAAGAAGAAGCAAAAGUCGACGAAGAACUUUCUGCAAUCAAGCCUCUUCUGUUGCAAGAGAAAGCAGUGGUGCCGCAAAGCCUGCGAGAGAAAAUUUUGUGCUUGCUUCACUCGAACCAUUUCGGAGAGGUCCGAACAAAAUCACUGGCCCGUCAAUAUUUCUGGUGGCCAGAAAUGGACCUAGAGAUUUCAAAUUUGUGUGCAGCCUGUGAACCAUGCAGACUGUUCAACAAGGCGCCAAACAAAGCACCUAUUAUUCCAUGGGGGAAAACAUUCAUUAUUGGAGUUGAUGGGCUAUCUGGAUGGAUGGAUUGUGAGCGAACAAGAGGAAUGUCAGCAGACGACGUGAUACUCUUCUGUAGAAAGAAUUUCCGAUUCCAGGGAUUGUGUGAUGUGAUUGUUGCUGACAAUGGGCCCGCAUUUAGCCCUGCUUCAAAUGGUGUGGCAGAAAAAGGUGUCCAGACAGUGAAAGCCUUCCUCAAGAAAGUUAGUGGUGAUGAAAAGAAGUUGGACAGCUUUUUGUUGGGCCAAAAUUCUUGUCCUAAUCCCACUACUGGCAUCGCAGCAGCAGAAUUCAACCUUGGCCGAAGGCCUCAGACGGUCAUCGACAAAGUGCACCCAGAUCAACAACACAUAAGACGACAAAUUGAAAGGGAGAAGAGGGCAAUCGCCGCAGUCACAACUAAGCCUCGGGGAGGAGUUGAGGGUCAAGAAGUGGCGUUCCGACAAUUCACAGGAAGAGAUAAGUGGGUCCCUGGGCAAGCAGUCCGACUACUGGGCCCUCGUCGUGUGAGGGUGAAAGAUGGAGAGGGAAUUGAGCGUGAGAGGCACUUGGACCAGGUGAAAUUUCAGCCACCUCUCAGGCGCUCAUCGAGAGUGAGAAAAAAAUUAAAUCAGACUUAAGUGAGUUUAAAAUUGCUAACCAUUUUGCUAUUAUUUGCCACUGAUACAAUAAUUGUAUAAUUUAAUUUGAAGUGCUAUGCUGUAAUCCAACAUUAAUUAUCAAAAUUGUAAUUUUGAUCUGCCUCUGGAGGUUUGCUAUGUCUGAAAAAGAGUAAGCAUAGCACUUUUCUAUUGGCAUCAAAUUGGAUCUCCCGCCAAGGCGCAGCGCAGCGCGUUUACCUUUUGUUUUGGGUUAAUAAAAAGUUAGUAGAGAACAAGCAAGUAAACUCGAAACAAGCCAAGUUUUAUUCAAGUGAAAAGGUGCCCUUAUUUAGGUUACGCAAGCCAAAAGAACCUAAAAAGCAAGCAUAAUGAGAAGAAUAAGUUGUGUAGAUUAUGUUUAGGUAAUGAGUUAAGAGUUAUUUCAAGAAUGUCCUAAAAUAAAUAAGGGCAUGAAUUUCAUUAAAAAAGCAGCAUCUCUAGAUAAUAAAAUUUAAAACCAUGAUUAAAAAAGCAAAUAAUU